CUUGCACUUGCAUUCCCCCUCUCCCACUUUGGAUCUAUUCAAAUCACAGAAUACUGACUGUAACUGUAGUCUGUGAUUCAAAUAUAAAAUCGUUGAAAGUACAGAAUUUUUACGAGAAUCAGGAAUAUAACACACGUAAAAAAUAGAAACAUUUUAUUUAAGGCAAAUUGUUAAAAGAAUGGGAGAGAAAAUCAAAGAGUCCAAUAGUGAAUUUGUGGGUUUAGGCCAAUGUGUUCCAUAUUCCAUCGAGUUAUUUAAGAAAAACGAAUUUCAUAAGGUGAGGUUAAAAAAUGUUUAUGAUCCCUCAAAAUUUUGGAUAGUGAUCAAAUACAAUGAACUGCAACUUUUCACCAACUACCUAACGGCCUAUUAUAACAAAAGUGAUAGAAAAGUGAUUGUACCUAAAAUAGAAUUGAAACAUGGACUCACUUGUAUUAUAUUGAAAAAUUCAAAAUUCUAUAGAGCUAAUUUGUUACCAGCGCUUCUACCAGAGAACAAUAAACUUCGAGUUUUCCUACUUGAUUAUGGGUGUAUUAUCAGUGUUGAAAUGAGUAAUGUAUUCUAUAUGCUAAAGAAACAUUGUAAUGUUCCGAGGUUUUCAAUCAGAGCAACAUUAGCAUAUAUCUCACCUGCAAAUCAGUAUAAACCUUGGUGCUCAACUGAUCUUCAUCGUUUCUGCGAAUUGUUAUCAGAACAGGACCUGUCAAUUAAAGUAAUGGAAAUUGACUUUAAUUUGAAGAUUUUACAUGUAGACAUCAUUAGAAUUAAUGAUAGUAUGGGAGAGUCCAUAAAUAAUCUCUUAGUAAAAUCUGGUAUUGCUGGUUAUAGUCAGCUGAUCGAGGAGAGUAAAGAGAAAUCAAAAUACAAAAAUAAAGUCAAAUAUAUGCAUCUAUGUCCUUCUUUCAAUGCACUGGAGCGGGGUGGUGUUCCGUCAUCAUUAUGGGAACAAAACUUAUUGAAAGAUGUUCACUUGAAUCUACUCUACAGUUAUUAUCAGUUGAAAAAUGAGAGGUUUGGUGUUACUAAUUAGGACUAUUGGUUAUUAUUGAUAAUUGACUUGAUGAUUGAUUGGUACAUUUGGUACUGUUUCUUAGUUUAGUGUUGAAUUAAAAUCAGGAAGGUUUUUCCAAAAUCUUAUAAAAAUUUGGCCAAAAAUUGAGAUAUCACAUUCCAUUUUCCAUGACCACGAAAUAAUAGAGGAAAGUUCCUAAUUAUUUCAAUCCUUAUUAUCAAGUAAACCAUCAUAAAUAUUCAGUGAAAAUGGUAAGGUACCUAAAAAGGUAGAGAUAAUUCAAAAUAUAACUAGGGUUAAGUAUACAAAUAUUGAGUAACAUUUAAUCCUUUUAUUUUUUGACAAAAUAGAAAAAUAAAAUCACUUGAUAAGAUUUUGUAAAUUGAGGCUGUGAAAAUUCCACAUAUGAGAAAGUUUUUUUCUAACCUAAAAACACAUUGUUCAACCAUUGUUGAUAUUUGUCGAUUGAGUCGUCUGUUGAUCACAUAGAUGGGAUCGACAGGUUUGUCCUUUAUGGACAGUUGAGUCCAACAAUGCAUUCGUGGUUCAGCCUAGCACUAGUAGUGAGACCAUGGUGGGUCAAAACAGUGUUGGAUCAUGAAUGCUUUGUUUUCUUUCGGCUCUGGUUUCAUCAAAGAUUGAGUCAUGAAGAACUUACCUCUUUUUUUUGAAGAUCAUGGCGCAGUUGGAUAUCAUCAUGAUCAAUUUAAGAAAUCUAAUAACUGAAAACCUUCAAGUGGUAUUUAUAUUUUAGAUAAUAAUGGAUUUUUAUUGAAAUAAAGAUAUUUUUGCAAUAAAUCUUUUCAGGUCUACAAGUGUAUUCAUAUUACCUUAGGUUAAGAAAUUUGUAUCAGUUUUUUGGCUGGGAUCAUAAGUAGAAAAAUAAAACUAUCGGCUAUG
This is a messenger RNA of Leptinotarsa decemlineata (Colorado potato beetle), 1912 nucleotides long. Its product is annotated as tudor domain-containing protein 6. Lineage: Eukaryota; Metazoa; Arthropoda; Insecta; Coleoptera; Chrysomelidae. The record is from RefSeq and is a predicted model, not a curated record.